Molecule: messenger RNA, 1071 nt
Organism: Arachis ipaensis
Lineage: Eukaryota; Viridiplantae; Streptophyta; Magnoliopsida; Fabales; Fabaceae
Source: RefSeq, a predicted model, not a curated record
AUGCAAGAACUACGCCACAGGAUGCAAGACUUGGAACGCCGGCUGGCAGACAGGGAGCACGACCAACACACCCCAGAACAAAACCACUCCCGCUCUCACUCUAGGAGCCACUCCAGAUGCACGCCCAGCCCCAAGGCUGAAUCCAAGAGCGCUGGGGAAAGAGGACGCACGAGAAGACGCCAUGACCCCGUCAGAUAUGCCAGACAUGAAAGGCAGCGUACUAUAGAUCGAGGAACCGAAGACGCUCGUCGGGAAGAUGACGAAGGCAGAGCGACGAGAACACGGGGACCCGUGAUAAUGGGGGCGACCCCAUUUCAUCGUUCCAUACUCGAGGUCCGGUUGCCAAAAUAUUUUGACAAGCCAACGGACAUGAGGUACGACGGAACGCAAGACCCGCUGGAACAUUUCACGGCCUUUGAGGCCAGAAUGAACCUUGAAGGAGUGGGUGACGAGGUAAGGUGCCGCGCCUUCCCGGUCACCCUGGCGAGAACUGCAAUACGGUGGUUCAAUAACCUCCCGCAGGGCUCGGUGACCGGCUUCGCAGACAUCAGCCAUGCCUUCUUAGCCCAAUUCACGACCAGAAUUGCAAAGGCGAAGCACCCAAUCAACCUACUCGGGGUGACUCAGCGACUCGGCGAGUCGACCAGGAAAUACCUAGACAGGUUCAACGAUGAGUGCCAGGAAAUCGAUGGGCUGACAGACUCAGUCGCAAGUUUGUGCUUAACGAACGGACUCCUGAACGAGGACUUCAGAAAGCACCUUACCACGAAACCAGUGUGGAGUAUGCAGGAAAUUCAAUGUGUGGCCAAGGAGUACAUCAACGACAAAGAAGUGAGCCGAGUCGUGGCCGCCAACAAACGGCAGCCCUCUCACAACCAAGACCGACACUGCGGAAGCAGGGAAGGUCAAAGGGAACAUGCCAGAGACGGCGACCCGAGCAAGGCACCCAAACCAUUUUCUCGUGUCGGGAAGUUCACCAACUACACUCCCCUCACCGCGCCGAUCAUGGAAGUUUAUCAACAAAUUGCCGAAAAGGGGAUAUUGUCGAAGCCCCGACCACUGAAGGAAUGA